UCUCAUUUCUUAUGCCCCAAGAUUUCUCUAUUUUCCCUUGAAAUUCCCAAACCAUAGAGCUUUCGUUCGUGCAGGUCCUCGUCCUCUCGACUCAUCGAUCCCUUCGACAGCCUUAGUAGCCUCGCUUAAUCGUUAGUGCGCAUUUCAGAUUCAGAAUGUCUCACCCAGCAGUGGAUGUCCCUUUGAAAGGGGGGUUUAGCUUCGAGCUGUGUAGAAGAAAUGAGAUGCUAUCGAAGAAAGGCCUUCGACCUCCGUCAUUUCUCAAGACUGGCACCACUAUUGUUGGCCUGAUUUUUCAGGAUGGGGUCAUCCUUGGAGCAGAUACAAGAGCCACUGAAGGACCCAUUGUUGCUGAUAAGAAUUGUGAGAAAAUCCACUAUAUGGCACCCAACAUUUAUUGCUGUGGAGCAGGGACUGCUGCUGAUACAGAGGCAGUGACAGACAUGGUCAGUUCCCAGUUGCAGCUACAUUGGUACCAUACUGGUCGGGAAUCAAGGGUUGUGACAGCUCUUACCCUUUUGAAGUCUCAUCUUUUCAAGCACCAAGGUUAUGUCCAAGCUGCUUUGGUGCUUGGUGGGGUCGAUGUCUCUGGACCGCAUUUGCACACUAUCUACCCGCAUGGAUCAACAGACACACUGCCAUUUGCUACAAUGGGUUCUGGUUCCCUUGCUGCAAUGGCUGUUUUUGAAUCAAAAUACAGUGAAGGAUUAACUAGGGAUGAAGGAAUAAAGUUGGUGACUGAGGCUAUUUGCUCUGGCAUAUUUAAUGACUUGGGAAGUGGAAGCAAUGUAGAUGUAUGCGUAAUAACCAAGGGGCAAACAGAGUACCUGAGGAAUCACCAGUUGCCAAACCCUCGGACUUACAUUAAUGAAAAGGGCUAUUUAUUCCCCAAGAAGACUGAGAUCCUGCUAACAAAGAUUACACCAUUGGAAGCUGCUGUGGAAGUAAUUGGAGGAGGAGAUGCAAUGGAAGAAUGAAGAUUGUCGUUGAACCAUCAUGCUCAGUGCCUGUAUUGAACUCUGUUGGGUUUAUCUCAUUUUUGCCCCACUGUUCAACUCCUCAUUGUAACAAAUGUAAGCUGCUUCUUUCUGCCAUUGACAUUAGUUUACUCCCCCCAAACUCUGUUUCCUGCAAGACUGGAUCUAGCCAUAUUAUUUUCCCAACGGUAACUUUGGAGAUCAUGGAACUUGGAAAGGAUAUAUAUAUAUUAACAUGUUUUGUGUU
Molecule: messenger RNA, 1224 nt
Organism: Diospyros lotus (date-plum)
Lineage: Eukaryota; Viridiplantae; Streptophyta; Magnoliopsida; Ericales; Ebenaceae
Product: proteasome subunit beta type-7-A-like
Exons: 9
Coding region: 156-977 (273 amino acids)
Cellular component (GO): proteasome core complex
Molecular function (GO): threonine-type endopeptidase activity
Source: RefSeq, a predicted model, not a curated record